Dama dama (fallow deer) is the source of this 2675-nucleotide messenger RNA. It is a transcript of the gene ALOX12, whose product is annotated as arachidonate 12-lipoxygenase, 12S type. The coding region runs from base 39 to 2030 and encodes 663 amino acids. Gene Ontology annotation, molecular function: arachidonate 15-lipoxygenase activity; arachidonate 12(S)-lipoxygenase activity; protein binding. The transcript is spliced from 14 exons. Gene Ontology annotation, cellular component: cytosol; sarcolemma. The record is from RefSeq and is a predicted model, not a curated record. NCBI's taxonomy places the organism in Eukaryota, Metazoa, Chordata, Mammalia, Artiodactyla, Cervidae. Gene Ontology annotation, biological process: lipid oxidation; linoleic acid metabolic process.
CGGACCCGGCUCCCCUCGCUUCAGCCGCCGGGGCGGCCAUGGGCCACUACCGCAUCCUCGUGGCCACCGGGGCCUCGCUCUUCGCCGGCUCGCACAACCGCGUGCAGCUGUGGCUGGUCGGGGCGCGCGGGGAAACGGAGCUGGAGCUGCAGCUGCGGCCGGCGCGGGGCCAGGAGGAGGAGUUUGAGCACGAAGUUCCAGAGGACUUGGGGCCGUUGCAGUUCGUGAAGUUGCGCAAACACCACUCCCUGGUGGACGACGCGUGGUUCUGCGACCGCAUCACGGUGCGGGGCCCUGGAGCCUGCGAGGAGGCCGCGUUCCCGUGCUACCGCUGGGUGCAGGGUGACGGCGUGCUGUGCCUGCCAGAGGCCACCGCCCGUCUGGCAGGAAACAAUGCAUUGGACGUGUUCCAGAGACAUCGAGAGAAGGAGCUGAAAGAAAGACAUCAGAUAUACCGCUGGGCCACCUGGAAGGAAGGGUUACCCCUGACAAUAGCUGCGGGCUGUGAGGACGAUCUACCUGCAAAUAUGAGAUUCCACGAGGAGAAGAGGCUGGACUUUGAGUGGACACUGAAGGCGGGGGCUCUGGAGAUGGUCCUCAAACGUGUUUACACCCUCCUGAGCUCCUGGACCAGUCUGGAGGAUUUUGAUCUCAUCUUCUGGGGCCAGAAGAGCCCCCUGGCUGAGAAGGUUCACCAGCGCUGGCGGGAUGAUGAGUUGUUUGGCUACCAGUUCCUCAAUGGCGCCAACCCCAUGCUGUUGAGACGCUGCACCUCUCUGCCCUCCCGGCUGGUGCUGCCCUUGGGAAUGGAGGAGCUACGGGCCCAGCUGGAGAGAGAACUCCAGAAUGGUUCUCUGUUUGAGGCUGAUUUCAUCCUCCUGGACGGAAUUCCAGCCAACGUGAUCCGAGGAGAGAAGCAGUACCUGGCUGCCCCCCUCGUCAUGCUCAAGAUGGACCCCAGUGGGAAGCUGCUACCCAUGGUCAUCCAGAUCCAGCCUCCCAGCUCCAUCUCCCCGACCCCACCACUGUUCCUGCCCUCAGAUCCUCCACUCGCCUGGCUCCUGGCAAAGACCUGGGUCCGAAAUUCAGAUUUCCAACUGCAUCAGCUCCAAUACCAUCUGCUUAACACCCAUCUGCUGGCUGAGGUCAUCGCUGUGGCCACCAUGAGGUGCCUCCCAGGGCUGCACCCUAUCUUCAAGCUCCUGAUGCCCCAUAUCCGCUACACGAUGGAAAUCAACACCCGGGCACGGACUCAGCUCAUCUCAGACGGAGGCAUAUUUGAUAAAGCAGUGAGCACCGGUGGAGGGGGCCAUGUGCACUUGCUCCGCCGGGCCCUGGCUCAGCUGACCUACCGCUCCCUCUGUCCUCUUGAUGAUCUGGCUGAUCGCCGCCUGCUGGGAACCCCGGGUGCUCUCUAUGCCUGUGAUGCUUUACGGCUCUGGGAAAUCACUGCCCGGUAUGUGGAGGGGAUCGUCCACCUCUUCUACCGCGGGGAUGACGUUGUGAAAGGGGACCCUGAGCUGCAGGCCUGGUGUCGGGAGAUCACUGAGGUGGGGCUGCGCCAGGCCCAGGAGCGAGGUUUCCCUGUCUCCUUCCAGUCCCAGAAUCAACUCUGCCAUUUCCUUACCAUGUGUGUCUUCACGUGCACUGCUCAGCAUGGGGCCAUCAACCAGGGCCAGCUGGACUGGUAUGCCUGGGUCCCUAAUGCCCCAUGCACGAUGCGGAUGCCCCCACCCACCACCAAGGAAGAUGUGACAAUGGCCACAAUGAUGGGCUCACUACCUGAUGUCCGACAAGCCUGUCUUCAAAUGGCCAUCACAUGGCAUCUGGGUCGCCGCCAGCCAGACAUGGUGCCUCUGGGGCAUCACAAAGAAAAGUAUUUCUCAGACCCCAAGGCCAAGUCUGUACUAAACCAAUUCCAAAUAGACCUGGAAAACUUGGAAAGGGAAAUUACAGCCCGCAAUGAGCAACUUGACCUGCCUUAUGAAUACCUAAAGCCCAGCCACAUAGAGAAUAGCAUCACUAUUUGAGCUCUAGGGCACCCCCCGCCAAGGGAAGACUGCAGAUCAGCUCUGGGGCUGACAAAUUCCAUCUUGAGUUUCACCAUUUCCUAAAGUCUCUGCUGUGUUGCUGUUCAGUUGCUAAGUCAUGUCUGACACUUUGCAACCCCCUGGACUAUAGCACACCAGGCUCCUCUGUCCAUUAUCUCCCAGAGUAUGCUCAAAUUCAUCCUGCUGCUGAGGUUAUUUCUUUUCCCAAUUAAACCACCUACAUCUGUAUCUUAUGAGCCCAAGGGCCUUUGUAGGCAUGCAUGCUGAGUCGCUCAGUCGUGUCCAACUCUUAUGCAACCCCAUGGACUGCAGCCCGCCCCUCUGUCCAUGGGAUUCUCCAGGCAAGAAUACUGGAGUGGGUCGCCAUUUCCUAUUCCAGGGGAUCUUCUCAAUACAGGGAUCAAACCUGUGUCUCCUGCACUGGCAGUUGGAUUCUUUACCACUGCACCACCUGGGAAGCCCCUAAGGCAAGGGUCUGAUAAUAUGUUAGGCUUUGGAGGCCACACUGACUCUCGUCACAGCUAUUCAACUCUCCUGUUGUAGCACAAAAGCAGCCACAGGCAACAUGUAAAUGAAUGUGAUUAUGUUCCAAUAAAACUUUAUUUAUGGACAGUGAAAUAUGAA